This is a messenger RNA of Leucoraja erinaceus (little skate), 2394 nucleotides long. RefSeq names its product src substrate cortactin-like. The transcript has 16 exons. Gene Ontology annotation, molecular function: actin filament binding. The coding region runs from base 162 to 1763 and encodes 533 amino acids. Gene Ontology annotation, biological process: regulation of actin filament polymerization. The record is from RefSeq and is a predicted model, not a curated record. NCBI's taxonomy places the organism in Eukaryota, Metazoa, Chordata, Chondrichthyes, Rajiformes, Rajidae. Gene Ontology annotation, cellular component: plasma membrane; site of polarized growth; focal adhesion.
AUCCGUGCAGGAAGUGUGUGCGGGGCAGAGACGGAAACUGCGACCAAAGGAUCCAGCAUAAUGAGAGAGGGAGAUUGGGAAGAAAGAGAGAGAGAGAGAGAAAGAGAAUAAAAGAGAAGUGGAGAAGCAAGGGAGAAACCCAGCAAAACUUUGAGUGCAAGAUGUGGAAAGCAGCUGCAGGCCGGACUAUUUCUGUGUCAGCACCAGAUGAUGGCGAUGAUUGGGAUACAGAUCCUGACUUUGUGAACGACUUGUCUGAAAAGGAGCAGCGAUGGGGUGCCAAGACGGUGCAAGGAUCCGGACACCAGGCCCACAUAAACUUGCAGGAGCUCAGAGAAAAUGUCUCCCAGGAGCAUAAAUCACUCAAACAGAAAGAAUUAGCAGACGGGCCUAAAGCUUCGCACGGAUACGGCGGGAAAUUUGGCGUCCAGGACGAUCAUAUGGAUAAGUCAGCUGUCGGGCACGAGUACAUCGCCAAACUUUCCAAGCACUGUUCUCAGACGGACUCGGCGAAAGGAUUCGGAGGGAAGUUUGGCUUGCAGAAGGACCGGGUGGACAAGUCUGCUGUGGGUUUUGAAUAUGAAGGCAAGACCGUCAAACACUCAUCGCAGAAAGAUUAUUCCAAAGGAUUUGGUGGCAAGUAUGGAGUGGAAAAGGAUAAGGUGGACAAGAGUGCCGUUGGCUUUGAAUACCAAGGGAAAACUGAGAAGCACGAGUCGCAGAAAGAUUACGUCAAAGGUUUCGGUGGGAAGUUUGGCGUCCAGACCGAUCGACAAGACAAAAACGCCUUUGGCUGGGACCACCAGGAGACCACUCAGUUGCACGAAUCGCAGAAAGACUAUAAGAGAGGUUUCGGCGGGAAGUACGGUGUUGACACCGAGAAUCAGGAUAAAUCUGCGGUGGGCUUCGAGUACAAGGAGGAGCUGUCCAAGCACGAGUCUCAACAAGAUUACUCGAAGGGAUUCGGUGGCAAAUACGGAGUGCAGAAGGACCGGAUGGACAAGAGUGCAGCCUCCUUUGAUGAUAUAGAGCGGCUGUCACCAGCUUAUCAGAAGACUAAGCCAGUGGAAGCAGCCAACGCCAGUGCCAGCAGCAUCCGCUCCAAGUUUGAGAACAUCGCUAAAGCGAAGGAGGAGGAAGAUCGGAAGAAGGUCGGAGAGGAGCGAGCUCGGCGCCAGGCUGGCGAGAGGAAAGAACAGGAAGAGGCCAAGAGGAAACUGGAGGAAGAAGAAUCCGUGAGGAAGCCGUCUCCAGUGUCCGUGCCAGUGCCAGCGCCCGCACCCACCCCUGCUCCAGCCCCUGCCCCUGCCCCUGCUCCAGCCCCUGUGAUCACUCCAUCUCCCACUCCUGCACCCGUGGAGCAACCAAGAGUGCCCAACACUAUUUACGAGACGCCCUUGAAGGAAGACGAGGAAGCUGCGGAAGAGAGGUAUGAUGGGGACAUCUACAGCGCAGAACUCCAGGCAGAUGUGGAGGAGCCGCAGUACCAGGAGGCUGUGUACGAGCAGGAGGCAGUGUACCAGAUGCCUGAUGAAAGUCAGGUCGACCAACAAGAUGAGCCCACUUAUGCAGAGUAUGGGAAUGAGUAUGGAAUAACUGCAGUGGCCCUCUAUGACUACCAAGCUGCUGGUGACGAUGAGAUUUCCUUUGACCCGGACGACAUGAUUACCAGCAUUGAGAUGAUCGACGAGGGGUGGUGGCGGGGAGAAUGCAGAGGCAGAUACGGACUCUUCCCUGCAAACUACGUUGAGCUGAAGCAGUGAAGUGCUUUUCCCCGCUGGUGUCCUUCGAAUGUGCAAUUCCGAAUCGAUGCGGCAUGAAUUGUGUUCAGUUUGGGAAUAAAGUUUUUUUUUCUUUUUCUCCCGAGAGUUGCAAUUAUGCAUCGCGUCAUCACAAGAACGUCUUUAAAAGCCCCAGGGCUGGGAGCUUCGGGUUAAUGUUCCACUUGCCUUUGGAAAGGGGAGCAUUGCUGACCAACAGAGAAAGGUUGAAUGCACUUUCUAAUCAAGGGCAACAUCUACCAGUAGUACCAACAUGGCAUCCACAUGGGAAGUCUGACGUCAACAAUGGGUGCUUACUGCACAUCAAAGCCAAAUGCUUCUCAAUGACCAACUUAGGUGUUUAACUGAAAUGAAUACGGUUGUUUAUCAUUGCUAACUUUAUUCCUAGUUUUAGCCUUGCCUUUCAUUUGAAAUCUUUAUUGUCCCACUUGCUAAUAGUGAAAGCAUUGAAUUCAUAUUAUCUUUUAGUUUUUACCUCUUUGCCUUUGUUUUGGAGACUUGUUUUCUGCUUAGAACUGUGUUCUCUGCAUCAGAAAUGGCUUUGGGUUUUUUAAUAAAAGUUGCCUUUUUCAAUACUGUUCAUCAAGAAUUAAACUGGUUUUAUUGCACUACC